Phycomyces blakesleeanus NRRL 1555(-) is the source of this 492-nucleotide messenger RNA. RefSeq lists its product as hypothetical. NCBI's taxonomy places the organism in Eukaryota, Fungi, Mucoromycota, Mucoromycetes, Mucorales, Phycomycetaceae. Bases 1 to 492 code for a protein of 163 amino acids. The transcript has 7 exons. The record is from RefSeq and is a predicted model, not a curated record.
AUGGCUUUUAACGCAAGUUUCAACAAGCCAUAUUUCAAUAAUACUAUUGUGAGCUUGAGACCCUUCCAAAUUGGUCGAUUGACACUUUUUGGUCGAUUGACACUUUUUGGUCGAUUGACACUUUGGUCGAUUGACACUUCACUCCUUUUGAGAAGGCUGGUGAGAAAACAAACAAAGAAGCCUAUUGCCUAUCGUAAGAGGCUGGCUACAAGGAAGGAUUGUAUCAAAGAAGCAAAAAAGAAGAAGAUCUCGAUGGUUCCUACAUGUGGUCUACAUAUUUGUGGCGCCACUCGAUCCUUAUUUAUACUGGUUGCAGAGAAUAGGAUGCUGACAAUCGACACAGUCUGGAACCAUUCUUGGAUAAAUCAUCAAGCUCCUAGGAAUGAUUCAUUCUGCUCCUUAGUUCUGCCAUAUUUUCAUAACUGGAUAAAUCCGUUCAUCCAGAAUCCAAAAGUAUUAAACAGGAUCAGAGAUCAUGUGAUUCGUACUUGA